This is a messenger RNA of Verruconis gallopava, 1542 nucleotides long. RefSeq lists its product as uncharacterized. The coding region runs from base 39 to 1232 and encodes 397 amino acids. Gene Ontology annotation, biological process: protein O-linked glycosylation; protein N-linked glycosylation; cell wall mannoprotein biosynthetic process. Gene Ontology annotation, molecular function: alpha-1,2-mannosyltransferase activity. The transcript is spliced from 3 exons. The record is from RefSeq and is a predicted model, not a curated record. Gene Ontology annotation, cellular component: Golgi apparatus; membrane. NCBI's taxonomy places the organism in Eukaryota, Fungi, Ascomycota, Dothideomycetes, Venturiales, Sympoventuriaceae.
GGACAAUUGGAGCAUGCGACAGCAACGAACAGUUCACCAUGGCGCUGCCUAAAUCUAUACGCCUUCUCGGCGUAGCCACGGUCGCUAUCUUCAUUUACUUAUGUCUGCUCAUAUUCCAAGCCCCCGCGUCGAUAGACUCGCCGUCGUCGGGAAUGAAGCUGGAGAAGAUGACCAGAGACCCUAACUUGGACCCUACCGGCGAACCUCCAGAACCUCUCCAUAGAGUCUCAGGGAACAACUACGCACCUGACAAUCCCAACUCUGAUCGCAUAAACGCAACCCUACUUGCCCUUGUUCGCAACCAUGAGCUUAAAGACAUGCUGAUGUCAGUCCGCGACCUUGAGCGAACAUUCAAUCGCAAAUUCAACUAUCCUUGGCUAUUUCUCAACGACGAGCCGUUCACCGAGGAAUUCAAGAACGGGAUCAGGGCGGCUACCAAGGCCGAAGUCAAGUUUGAACUGGUCCCUAAGGAACACUGGGCCGUGCCAAGCUGGAUCAAUGAGGAUCUGUAUGAGGAGUCUGUCGCGGUGCUGAAAGAGCAGAAGGUGCAAUACAUGGACAAGAAGAGCUACCAUCAGAUGUGCCGAUGGAACAGUGGCAUGUUCUACAAACACCCCGCCCUUCUGAACACGCGAUACUACUGGCGUGUAGAGCCGCACGUUCACUUUUUCUGCGAUAUAGAUUACGAUGUUUUCCGAUAUAUGCAGGAUCACAACAAAACCUACGGCUUUACCAUCAACCUUUACGACAGUCCGGAGUCGGUGGCGGGUCUCUGGCCGGUAACGCAGCAGUUCAUGGCUGACCAUCCGGAGUACUUGCACCCAAACAAUGCACUCAAGUGGUUAAUCGACAGCGAGCACAGGAAAGAAAAUAACCAGAAGGCGAAUGGCUACUCGACGUGCCACUUCUGGAGCAAUUUUGAGAUUGCAGACAUGGACUUUUGGAGGAGCGAGGCCUACGAGGCCUAUUUCAAUUAUCUGGACAGAGCUGGCGGCUUCUUCUACGAGAGAUGGGGCGAUGCGCCCGUGCAUUCCAUUGGUUUAGGUCUAUUCGAAGAUGCGAGCAAGAUUCACUGGUUCCGAGAUAUUGGUUACCAGCAUAUCCCUUUCUUUAACUGUCCAAAUUCGCCCAAGUGCAGUGGCUGUCAGACUGGUCGGUUCACAGAUGGUGAGGCUUGGCUGAACCGUGACGAUUGCCGGCCGGUCUGGUUUAAGCACGUAGGCAUGGGUUAGAAGGCAGUGAUCGACAAUGUUCGAUGACAUCUUAUGCGUUAUCUGUCGCGUCAGUUUGAUGUUAUGGUCCCUCGAGACCUCCUACGUUGGAGUUAAAUAAAUUUUUGGCUCCAACUGCAUAGCAUGGCGUUACGGAUGCGAGAUUUCGAAGGUGGUAGACGGUCAGGUGUUUUUAUUUUGGCAGAACAUGAACCAAGAAAAGCCUAUGUUACAUAGCUCAUAUCCACUGUAGAAUUACAACAAAUGGAAUAACAUGCUCAAGUAGAUUCACCGUGGCUUUGUGGGCAUUCGAUGGGCUGGACAAUUUGGG